AUGCAAUCUAGAGUCCUCGGUGAUCCACAGGCGCAGAAGCCUGUUCCUCCAGAACAUCAACACACGGUCCCAGAUCCAGAUCUUCUUGGGUCUAUCGUCGAGAAAUACCGCCCAGACAUGGCUUUGUACGAAGCCUUCUACCGCCAGGUCCACCAAGACCCCGAAAUUUCAGGCAUGGAGGCUAAGACUGCCUCGAUCGUUGCCAGCCAUCUGGAGAGACUUGGGUUCGAAGUGCAUACAGGCAUUGGCGGGCACGGGGUCGCUGGAGUUUACCGGAAUGGUCAUGGGAAGACAUUGCUCAUGCGAGCCGAACUGGACGCGCUCCCCAUCCUCGAACAGACGGACGUCCCUUACAAAAGCACAAAGCGGAUGAUUGACCGCUACGGCAAUGAGAGGCCGGUCAUGCACGCCUGUGGUCACGACAUGAACAUGGCCACCCUUCUUGCUGCUCUGGAUCUUCUCCGGGCGGCGGCGGAUAGAUGGAGCGGCACCGUGAUUGCCCUCUUCCAGCCUGACGAAGAAGAGACAGGCGGAGCACAGGCCAUGGUGGAUGACGGCCUGUAUUCAAAAGUCCCAGUACCGGACCUGAUGCUUGGCCAGCACGUCGUUCCCUCCAGAGCCGGCACCGUCGCAAUCCGUUCUGGGCCAAUCCUCGUCGCUGCAGACUCUGCCAACGUCAGGAUUGUCGGCGGCCCCUGUCCGGGAGUCAACCCGCAGCUAUGUGUCGACCCCAUCGGUCUCGCAAUGAGCAUAAUACCCACCCUAGAAGAUGCAGUACACCAAGAAAUCGGCCCUCAUGCCGACGCUACCGUUGCUUGCUGGGGCUUUCAUGCAGGCAUUCCAGGCAAUGACUACGUCGCAUAUGCCGACUUCCUACUUGACAUCAAGACCGUCGAGCCUGACAUACGACAAAGGGCCCUCUCUGUGAUCGAGGCGCGGAUCCGCGAAGAAUGCAAGAAGGCCAACGUACCCGAGGAUCCUGUGGUGAACUUUACAGUCCGCGCACCACUCACCAGCAACGAUGCUUUGAUUUCCGGCCCAGUCAGCCAGGUGUUCCGGAACCAUUUCAAGGAGGAUGCGGUAGAGAUGAAGUUUACCCGCGCAUGCGAGGACUUCUCGACCCUUGGAAGCAGCCACAAUGUGCCGUACGCGUACUGGAACUUUGGAGGCAGUCAGGAGACGGCGGGAGACAUUCCUACCAACCACUCACCUUUCUUCGCGCCCGCAGUUCAGCCCACUCUGCAAGUUGGCGCUGAUGCGAUGGCGCUUGCUGCUUUGACUUUCCUCUCGCAGAUCCUACGACGCCGAAUCGAACGGACCAUGUCGAACCCGGGCGCAACGGCCCAGCUUCUUAUGCUGGGCCCGGUUCACCACGCAAAGGCGGAGUUCGAACAGCUCACAAAGGAAUUCAAGACUAUACACCUCACUAGUGGCACCCGCGAGCAGUUUCUCGACGAUUGCGCCAAUGGCGGCGUCUACGACGGAGUCGUGGCGAUAUCGCGUACCGCAGACUCGGCAGCAUUCACCGGUCUCUUCGACGCCGAACUCAUCACCCGGCUGCCCAGCUCGGUCAAGUUCAUCUCCCACAACGGAGCAGGGUACGACCAGAUAAACGUGCCCGAGUGCACCAAGAGAGGCAUCCAGGUCUCCAACACCCCGGACGUCGUCAACGACGCCACGGCCGACACCGCGCUUCUCCUGCUCCUCGCUGCGCUCCGCAAGGCGUGGAUCCCCCAGUCGACCAUCCGCAGGGGCACCUGGGACCAAGGCAGGCCCAUGGGCCGCGACCCGGCCGGUCUGACCUUGGGCGUGCUGGGACUGGGCGGCAUCGGCGUCGCCACGGCCAAGCGGGCGGCGGCGUUCGGCAUGAAGAUCCAGUACCACAACCGGUCGCCGAGGGGGGACCUGGCCGAGCAUUUCGCGGCCGGCCCUAGCCCCCAGUACGUCGGCUUCGAAGAGCUCCUGCGGACCAGCGACGUCGUGUCGGUGCACCUGCCGCUCUCGCCGGCUACGAGGCACACGAUCGGGGCCAAGGAGAUCGAUAUGAUGAAGCAAGACGUGGUCAUCAUCAACACGGCGCGAGGACCCGUCAUCGACGAGGAGGCGCUGGUCCAGGGGCUGGACUCGGGCAAGGUCUGGAGCGCUGGGCUUGACGUCUUUGAGAAGGAGCCCGAAGUCCAUCCUGGACUGCUGGGCAACAACAAUGUCAUCCUGCUGCCGCAUAUUGGGACAGCGACUGUGGAUACUCGGAAACGGAUGGAAAUUCUCGUGGUUGACAACGUGCGGAGCGCUUUGUCACAGGGUAAGCUGCUGACACAAGUUUCGGAACAGAGGUCUGGUCGAGCACAAUAA
Messenger RNA from Thyridium curvatum, 2352 nucleotides. RefSeq lists its product as uncharacterized. Gene Ontology annotation, molecular function: NAD binding; hydroxypyruvate reductase [NAD(P)H] activity; hydrolase activity. Lineage: Eukaryota; Fungi; Ascomycota; Sordariomycetes; Thyridiales; Thyridiaceae. The transcript is spliced from 6 exons. Bases 1 to 2352 code for a protein of 783 amino acids. The record is from RefSeq and is a predicted model, not a curated record. Gene Ontology annotation, cellular component: cytosol.